GCGGCGCAGGGCGAAACUUGGGGUCCGGGGAGGCUCCUCCGCACGCCAUGUGCCCGUGUCCCCGGCAUCGCGGCCGCGGGCCUCCGGCCGUGUGCGGUUGCGGCGACGCUCGCCCCGGGCUGCGCUGGGCGGCGGCGCAGGUGACCGCGCUGAGGCUGCAGGCGCUGGGCGACGAGCUGCACCGACGCGCCAUGCGGCGCCGCGCACGGCCCCGGGACCCGCUGCCUGCGCUGCUGCCCGCGCUCCGCGCCCGCUGGCCCUGGCUGUGCGCGGCCGCGCAGGUGGCGGCGCUGGCGGCCUGGCUGCUCGGCAGGCGGAGCGCGUAGGCGGCGCGCGCGGGGCCUUCUUGGUAGGGGGGACCGGAGCCGAGACCCAGCCCGGACCGAGCAACAGGUUGGCGAAACCCUGUAUCCUUGGAGGAAGCUGGUUCCCAUUUUCCUGAGCGGGGAGCCUGGACCUUGGAAGGAAGCCGAGCGGAAAGACCCACCCAGAGCUGAUGGUGGAAACACGGACUGAGGAAGCCCCCGGGAAGUCCAGCUGCAGAGAUAGCCACCCCGAUGCUAUUUACAUAUAGCUAUACAUAUAUAUAUAUAUAUACACACACACACACACAAAGGAGAAAAUACAAAAUUCUGUAUCUGUGCAUGCCUGCGGGGCAUGUGGUCCCUCCCCUUUCCGCACCUUGCAAUGUGAACUUUGAGACUUUGUAAUGUCUGGGGCAGCAGGGGAGACAGAUGCUUGCUGCUCUGUGUGUGCUGGAAACUUACAAGGACUGGUGGGAUCAGCCUCAGCAUGGACCAACUGCCCAGCACAGAUGUUGGCGUGGAGUAGUGGGAACUCUGCCAAAGGCAAGAUGGACAAAAACAAAGGGGAUGUGGGGCCCGUUUUGUUGGGUGCAGCCUGGGGGUCCCUCUCCAUUUCUUGACAUGUCCUAGUCUCUCUCUGUGUCCCUAUCUAGACAGCUGUCACGGUUGCAGCCAGAGAAACGGGAUGUCCUUUUCUUUUCCUACCUAUCUGGUGUGUGUGGUGCUGAACUUCAAAUUCUCUUGGUGCUAAGUGUGUCCUUGGCGUGGUCAGAGUCUUAACUGACAGACCCAGAAGGCCAGGGGAUGACAGGUUUCUAUUUUGCUCUUUGAAUAUCCUCUUUUUUUUAAGGGCCAAGUGAUGAGUGCCACUGGGGAGUCUUUCUAUGGGGGAGCAGGGAAGGCUCACAGGGGUUUAGGAGCAAACCCCGGGGUGCCUGGGAAGGAGGAGGGGCGAGCCUGGUUGCAGAAGCUGCUUAGGAGUUGGCAGUUCCCUCCUCCCCCUGCAGCAAUACCCUGGGAGAUUGCUGUGGCCUCCCCCACUUCGUGAGGGGAUUCAGGGCUUAGGUUUUAUAAAGAGCCAAGAAAUGGCUUCGUUCUGACAGAGGAGCGUGAUUUACAAGCAGGGGAUGUUGGGGAGGGGGCGGACCUUUUAAAUGGAAUGUCCGAUUCCCCUGCUCCCCAAACACACAUAGGAUAAGCUACUGUUUUCAGAAGUUUCUCGAAGGGCUAAUAUAAAUAAAUAAAUAGAUAUAUAAAUACAUAUAUUAUAUAUAUAAAAUGAAGCUGUGUGCUUGACUGAUAUUUGACUGCAAGGGCUCACUGCUUCAGAAGUGAUGAUUAAUUUUUGCUUUCAUUUUUUUAAAAAAAGAUUCCAACAGAAACAGGUAUUAUUCCUCUGCAUGGAUACUUUAUUGCCUCUAUUGUGAUCUUCGUGGUUGAGUUGGUGAGGGAGCCUGCUGUGGGCUCAGUGAGACAGUUACUCUUAUUUUUAAUUUUUGAGACAAGGUCUGGUGCUGGAGACCAGGCUGACCUCCGAUCUUGAGCCCCCUGCCUUGGCAUCUGGCAUUUGGGACACUGCCUGCCAGGGGGACAGUCAUUUUCCCCUGGCUGAAUUUGCAGGUCGCUUGCCUGGUGCCUGGGGACCAGGGGUCUGCUAGGAAGCAUCAGUUAUUAGGGUGCACAGGGCUACAAGGGAAAUGGUCCCGGUCAAUUAUGCUGAGUGUGAUCAGCUCCUAAAGUACACACCCUCUCAGUCCGGUGACAACGGGCUCCUUUCAUUCAUUUUUCCUUCUCCAUAUUGAAUCCAUGCCUUACAGUUCUCUAAAUAACCCAUUAAAGAAAAAUGCAACUGAGAACU
Molecule: messenger RNA, 2163 nt
Organism: Microtus oregoni (creeping vole)
Lineage: Eukaryota; Metazoa; Chordata; Mammalia; Rodentia; Cricetidae
Gene: Hrk
Product: harakiri, BCL2 interacting protein
Exons: 2
Coding region: 48-326 (92 amino acids)
Biological process (GO): positive regulation of apoptotic process
Cellular component (GO): mitochondrion
Source: RefSeq, a predicted model, not a curated record